Dunckerocampus dactyliophorus (ringed pipefish) is the source of this 7186-nucleotide messenger RNA. RefSeq lists its product as uncharacterized. The transcript has 4 exons. The record is from RefSeq and is a predicted model, not a curated record. Lineage: Eukaryota; Metazoa; Chordata; Actinopteri; Syngnathiformes; Syngnathidae. The coding region runs from base 1 to 966 and encodes 321 amino acids. Gene Ontology annotation, cellular component: nucleus; transcription regulator complex. Gene Ontology annotation, biological process: regulation of transcription by RNA polymerase II.
AUGACUCAAAUCAUAACCUCACUAGACAUCGCAGUGUCAACAUCACCAUCAUGCCGAAGAAAAUUUCAAAGACUGCUGCCAAGAAGUAGCAGAGCAGUGACGGAGGCCGAGGGCGAGGACGUAAGAAGGAUCCAUCAUCACCCACAGCCUCCCCCUCCCACUCUCACUCUGAUGGAGAUGACGCAGGUUCUAAACGCCUCUCAGGCAUCGUCAGUGUUAUCGGAAGCUGCUUCCCCAGUGGCCUCCAUCUCCUCUCAGCCAACCCUUGCCAGGAAGAGAGCCAAGAAGACACAGUUUUGUCUCAAUGUCCAAGAGGAGCAGAUUAUGUGUAAUUUCCUUCGUGAGAACACCAUCCUCUGGGACAUCAAGAAGACUGACUACCGGAGAGUAGACAAGAAGGCAAAGCUUUGGGAGGAUCAAGCCACAGCCAUGGAGAAGACUGGCGAGUACCUUCAAGGGUGGUUCAAAUCCCUGCGAGAUACCCACACCCGUCUUGACAAGAAAAAGAGCGGUGACGGCGCCCCGGAACUGACAGAGAGGGAGCAGUGGGUAAAGGCAAAUUUCGGCUUCCUCAAGCCUGUGGUCCGCCAUCGCCCUGACCCAGUCAAUAGUGUGAAGGCAACCAUUGCAGCUCACAGCGGGGACCUCGAGGCCGCCGAGGCUGCCUGUGCAGACAUCGUGGUUGAUGAUGACAGCACACCCUCCCCUGUCCCCUCCGCAUCCUCACAGGGCAAGGGCAAGCGUGGCCAAGACGAUGACCCGUUGCUGCAGUCACCCCAGAAGAGGCUGCACGAGUCUGGGGAGAUCCUCAAAGGUCUCACGCAGCCUCAGCCCAUCACAGCAACUGCAGCCUUUGCCAACUACGUGCGUGACAGCCUGGUCAGCAUGUCCCAGCGCAAGUUCCGGAAGGCACGGUCCCGCAUCAACGCCAUCCUCAGUGAACUGAUGGACGAGGAGAGUGAUUAGGAAGAACCUCUCGGAUUCACCACCUUUCCUCCUCCUGCUUCCGUGCGACCCAGUUCAGCACCAGCUACCUACACCCCCACGGCUUCGGAGAUGUACCAGCCACCUCCCCACAUGUGGAGACACAAGGCACCAGCUGCGUCAGUCUGGGGUUCGCAGACCGCUGACUACUGUAUGUGGAGCAGUACAUGCAGCAGCCACUGCUGCCACGGUACCAUCAGCAGCAACCUCAAUACCAGUGGAUGACACCUCCUCCUCAGCAUGGCUUCCAGCCGAUUCAUCACACCACGCAGCAGCCAAGUUCCGCCUCUGUAUCUUCUGCUCUUGGUUCGGCUGGCCAGGUGCUGAACCAGAGAGCCAACACUGCCCUUGACACCAGCGAUCAGAGUCUGUGUAACAUCUCUAGACUUUCAGCAAUGCUCAACUCGUCUAGUGGCGUUGAUGCUCCAAGCAACCCGUCCCGCGAGUUAGAGACGCCUCCAACAGCAGAGAAGAACUAGUGACAGUGACAGUUCUGUGCUUCUCAGUAUCAGCAGAGACAGUGUUUUGGGCGGUUUUUUUUCACCAUUUUGUAUGAUCAUUUUGUACCAUUUUUUAAACAAGAGCACUGAGCAAAAGUUGCUUAAACUUUUCAUGUUUAUUCAUACACCCAGAAAAAGGUAUAAUAAUAUACGUAUGGUACAUGUACAUGUUAUUACAUGUAUAUUAUCCAAAGAAAGAGAACAAAAAUUGACACACAAAAUGAUAAUAUACAAAAAAAGACUUUUCUGGAGUUCCAUAGUGUAAAGUGUCUGCCUGAAGAAGGCAUCGGUUGGGGUCGAAAAUAAGCAAGAAUCUGGAAGUAGACUUUUUGUACAUGUACAUGUACAUUACAAGUGCAUAAUUGAAAGUAUAGCUUUUUCUACCAUGUUUAUUUUCUGCUGCGUUCAUAUCAAGGAAUUUUAUUUCCUCUGAUGUCAAAAUGAUGUUCAUGUCAUUUCAAGGAAUUUUAUUGUCUCUGAUGUCAUUUAUGGUCCAAACAGUGCAGUAAUAUCUAGAUUAUCCUAUCUUGCCACUGAACUGCACCGGCUGGAGAGUUCACCCAAUGCUUGAGGAGAUUUUGCUGUUUCUUUCCAUCCCUGGUGGCAGUAUUUGGGCCACAAGCUGUCUGUGUGUCCUCCAAGUGACGUCCCUCUCGCCAUGCUCCUGGAACAAAGUCGUGGUUCUCAUUCUCUGCCCGGUCAAGUUGUUGGUUCUGUAAUCCUGGGUACCUGGAAUAUUAAUGUGUUUACUUGUGAAGCGCACCACAUACAAAAACGUUUUACAAGGUGCUGUACAAUAAAAAUUACAUGUAAUGAUGAUAUCUAAAAGUUAAAAUACUUUAUAAGUACACCAAGUAAAAAUGGUAAACAUGAGUUACCUGAUCCUCAUGAGGUUGUGCAUGAUUAUGCAUGCUUUGACAAUGAGCUUGACAGUUGAGGGGUGAUACUGGAACCUGGAAUCUGUUUGCUAGGAUGCCAAAUGCAUUUUCUACUACCCUCCUUGCUCGGGAAAGUCUGUAGUUGAAGAUGCGUUGUUUGUUCGUCAGACCCCGAAGGCUGUAUGGCUUCAUCAUGGUUGGUCAUAGGGCGAAGGCAUCGUCACCGAUGGAGAAGUAAGGCACAUCCUGGUUGUCAUUGGGAAGAGGCUCAGGGUCAGGGAAACCUAGGGUGCCAUCAUCAGCGCAUUCCUUCAGCUCACAGUCAUUGUAUAUUUGCGCAUCUGAUGCUGAUCCGGCACCACCGACAUUUGCCCAAAUGAAUUUGUAGUCCGCGUCUACAAGCGCCAUCAGAACAAUGGAAUAAAAUCCUUUAUAGUUGAAGUAUUGGGACCCAGUCUUUGGAGGGCAGCGGCAUGCCACGUGCUUUCCAUCAAAUGCCCCACAUGUGUGGCGAAAGUUCCAUCUUUGGAAAAACUUGUCAGCUAUGGCUUGUCAACCAUCAGGACUACUUAGACAAACCAGCACCUCAUUCACGUAUUCGUCAAUGAUGGCUUGACAGACUUCUCUGACCACAACUGACUGAGUGUUGUGAGGGACCCUCCAUCCGAACUUCAUCGAGGCAUACUUGUUCCCAGAGGCAAGGUGACGCAAAGUCAAAGCCAGCUUCAUACCCGGCUCAAGCGGAUCCCUGUAGAAGGUGUACUGCUUGGUUAUCCGUGGACCCACUCUGGCUAGCAGCUCGUCGAACAUCGCUUGGGGCAUCCGCAGGAAGUUGGUGAAGGAUGCGUGGUCCUCGUUACGGAGUUCCACCAAAAGCUGGUCGUACAUGCCAAACUGACGUCGCCUCCCGAUCCAUGGUCUGACCCAGUUCCUUCUCCUCCGUUCAUCUCUUCUCCUGGCUCUGUUGGCACGCAACUGGUACAGUCUGAAAUCGAUGAGGUCAUGCUGAUGUUGGAGGAGAGCUCGAAGGUACUCUCGUCUGAGCCUUGUCGGAUUCUCCAUCUCUCGGCUGACAUGCACAUCUGCUCACCAUGGAUUCUUGAGGAGUCCUGAUGGGUUCUUCCUGCGAACCCCAUUUUUAUACCCUAAUUCCCCUAAACGCUGCCAACAUGCCAUCAUAUGGGAGCUCAACGUUAGCAGCACGUUCAGUAAGUUCUGGGGUCGUUCGGAAAGCGUCAAAUAUGUUAAAGUGCGUUAGAGGUACGUUCGAUGUAAGUUACACAUAGGUUCAAAGCACGUUAAUCAUAUGUUGGGUACGCUUGAUAUUAUCUUGAUGUAUCACGACUUGUGCGGAACUUACAAAUAACGUGUGUGAACUGGCGUCAACGAUCGCAUAACUUAUUGGCCGCGUAUGCUGGACAUAUGAAUCAUACAUCGACAUACGUCGAAAAGUUUUGUGCAUGCACAAAAUUUUUGGACGACUUGGACGUACUACAACGUAUGCCGGCGUGCUUCAGCGUGCUCUUAACUUAUACAAAACUUACCCAUAACUUAUUCGACGUACGCCAGCAUAUUGGCCAAAACGUUGGCGUACGCUUGCUAAAUCAUCAGGGUGUGACAGGGCCAUUAAAUCAAAUUGUUUUUUCUGUGCUGAACGUGCAGCGCGUCUCGGUAGUUUUAUUUCAUUCCGUUGUGGUGGUGAGCAAGGGCAAUAUCUUUAAAAAAACACUCUGCCACGGUCACUGUCCAAAUACAUGUGCACCUCCUGUAACUGCAUGUUCUCAAAAUAGCAAAUAAGUGUUCUACAAACUCUUGUGCAGUGUGGUGGUGUUUUGUAUUCUGCACGUUGCAUUUUUUUUUCAGUUUUUCUCUGCUCAGACACACAAAAGGGGGGGGAAUGUGCAUUUUGGCACUGUUUGUUUUUGAUUUUGUAUUUGAUUAAAAAAAAGUAUUGUAACUGCCUGUACUCAACAUGAAAAAUUACCAAAAAAAUCCUUGACUGCACACGUCCUUGAAAUAAAGGCGAUUUUGAUUGUGUGUGGCCGCUUUUUUUCUCUCUCUCAAACAUCGUCUGGCGCAGUCUUCAUUACCGCCGCAAGAUGGAGGCAGUGUAACGUCACGAAUGCUUCGCUGCCGUAAAACGUCAAUCGAAGUCGGAAAAAAGGCGGAAGUUAGCAUCGGUACAAGAGAAAGACGGACAAAGCGUGAAGCUAAACGUAUUCAACGUUAUUUAAGUUGUGUAUUUGCUAGCUACAAGUUAAAAUGUUGAAAGGGUUGGGGAAGGACCGACUAAUGGCUGAAGAAACCAUAGCGUCGUACGAGGAGGAUGUGUUUCAAUCACUGAACUCUAUACGCGGAAGGGCCCCGGUCGCUUGCUGCGCGUUGGAGGCCUGACGCCACCGGAAGUAUAGAAGUCGCCAUGUUGUUUCACCCAAAACAAAGCCUCAGAACCACUGAUCUGUACUAAUAAGUCUGGAUGGCGCAUACGUCGCAUGCCGGAGUGCAAGCCGCUGAAGCCAAAGAGACGCCAUCUUACUACUCACAUCGCGACUACAUUGGCACAGCGUACAUAGUGUACAAAGCAGAUGAAGAGGCUCGCGGAACAUCUGUAUUUUAAAUGAAAAAGCGGGGAGAUUCUCCCAUUCCUUCAAGUAACGCAACCUUCGUCCCUUAAAGAAAUACAUAUAUCAUGAUAUAACAAAAAAGUACGUACAUUUCCUCUUAGCUAUUAUAGAGCUAUAUAAACGUAUCAAUUCUGGACAUACAUUUAAUCAGAGGAAUUUUACACGAUCGAAAAUAUCUGAGAGAUCGACAGUGCAAAACCCUUAAAUGAUCAAUCAUAAAUUUACAUUUCAAUCAUACUUACAGGUGAAAUGUUCGUCCACAGCCUUUGAACUGGCGAUUUGUGCAGUUAAUAGCUGCACAUGCAGGCAUCUUAAGGCAAAAUUUGUGUCCAAUCCGAAUUAAUAAAAUAAGUUCACCACGAAUGCAAAAGCUUGCCGAGAAGUGUUUCUUGAAAGUAGCAAUAGUAGUAGCCUUCACAAGUCAUCGCCAAUGAGCUAUCCAGAUAUAUAAUACAGAUCAGUGCUCAGAACUAAGAAGAGUUCGAGAUGCCGUCUUGUGCUGCUAUUAAUUGCACAAAUCGUGAUACUCGUGAAAAUCGCGAGAAGGGACUUACAUUUCACAGAUUUCCACACUGCAAUGCUCAACUUCUAAAGCAAUGGGUAGUAAAUAUGCGGAGAGACACGUGGAUUCCUGCAGCCAGAUCACAACUCUGUUCAAGUCAUUUCACCGAGGAGAACUUGGACAGGACCGGCCAGACUGUUAGAUUACGACAAAAUGCAGUUCCAACAAUAUUUGACUUUCCUGAUCAUCUUCUAAAGCCAAAACAUAAUAAAUGUAGUGAAUGAAGAUACAUGUAUGUGUAUGUGUGUGUGCUUUUUUUGGGUGAAGGAAGAUGGCCGACAAUGGCUUCAUGCGGUCAGCAGGGACGCCCCUUCCAGUAGUUUAGAGUUCAGUGGUUUCAAUUCAUAGGGAUUCCAACUUGAAGUACACAGUGCAAAAUUCAGUGCGCCGGAUGUUGCACUCGGCGUGCUGCAAGUGGUGGCACAGCAGAGGUGUGCAAAGUCCGCGCUGUUUUUUUUAUUGGCCCGCGGCACAUUUAGAAAAUAUAAUUUCACAAGAGCAAUCUUAAAAAUAUAUUUUAUAAGUCACAAUUUUAACAUGAAGAAGUUCCAACGGGAAAAAGUCACCAUUCAUGUAAUAUUAUGAGGAAAAAUAACAUCAUUUUAGUAGCGUAGAGUUGGACUAUUAAAGAAAAUUUUAAAAAAAAAAUUAUUAAAGAAACAAACAAAAAAAAGUAAUUUUUGGAAAAUCAGGUUGCAGAAAAAGUUCUAAUGUUAUGAUAAUAAAGUCCUAAUAACGAGAAGAAAAUUUACAAGAAAGUUGAAAUAGUUGGGGAAAAAAACAACAGCAGAAACAGAAAAACACAGCUUGAAUUUUGUGAUAAAAAAAAAAAGAAUUUUAGAAUAAAUAGGAAAAAUAAUGUUUUGGUAGCAUAGAGUUGAAAUUGGAAUAUGAUGAGAAAAAACAAAACUGUAAUUUUUGGGAAAUUGGUCGAGGAAAAAGAUAUAAUACUAUGGGAAUAAAGUCACAAUAUUAUGAGAAGAAAAUUUACAAGGAUUAUUUAAGAAAAACAGCAAAAUAUUUGGAACAUUUACACAAAAAGCAACAGCAGAAAUAGAAAAAAACAGCAGAAAUUUUACAAGUGUAAACUCAUGAGGAAAAAUUGUGCAUUUUAGUGACAGAGUUAAAAUAUGAAAGGAAAAAGAUGGUUUUUUUUUAUUGUAAUAUUAUUAUUAUUUUUUAAUUGUAUAUAUUAAACAAAAAAAACAAAUAAAGUUGUAAUUUUUGGGAAAAUUUGGUAGGUGAAAAAGUUUGAAUAUUACGAGAAUCAAGUCAAAAUAUUAUGGGAAUAAAGUUUUAAUUAUGCAAAGAAAAUUCACAAGAGGAAAGUUGAAACAUUUGGAAAAUAUUUUUUUAUAAAGCAACAGCAGAAAUUGAAAAAAAACCCAGAAAUUUUACAAGAAUAAAGUCAUAAUAAGAGAAAAAAAUUGUAAUGAAAAAAGUUGCAAUUUUACGAGAAUGAACUCAUAAUGUUAAGAAGAAAAAUAAUGCAUUUUAGUAGCAUAGAGUUGAAAUUUUUUAUUAUUUUUUUAAAGACGUAAUAUGAGAAACAAAACGAAUAAAGUAAUUUUGGGAAAAUUUGAGGAAAAAGUUAGAAUAUUACGAGAAUAAAGGCAAAAUAUUAUGGCAAUAAAGUCA